Molecule: messenger RNA, 781 nt
Organism: Rhinichthys klamathensis goyatoka
Lineage: Eukaryota; Metazoa; Chordata; Actinopteri; Cypriniformes; Leuciscidae
Gene: slc66a3
Product: solute carrier family 66 member 3
Exons: 7
Coding region: 137-748 (203 amino acids)
Source: RefSeq, a predicted model, not a curated record
CUGUGGAGGGUCAAAUCUCGCGCUCUGAUGUGUGCGGAAGUGCAGUUGAUUCGGAUAAUAACAGCUGGAUACGCUUCGUGCCAGAAUCCCAGAAGCGAAAAAUAGAGGGGAAUUAAAGGACUAGAAGUUUACAGAGAUGGACGGUAACUUGACGCUGAAUUUGGCCAACUUCAGCACUCUUUUCGUGUGUAUGGUGCUGAAGUUCCCGCAGAUAUUCGUGCUGAUGCGGGCCAGAACGAGCGCUGGAGUCAGUUUGAACAGUCUUCUGCUGGAGCUGGUCGGGUUUCUAGUGUUCAUGUCCUAUCAGAUGUACUAUGACUACCCACCCCUCACAUACCUGGAGUAUCCCAUCCUCAUUGCACAAGAUGUCAUUGUGCUCCUGUUGAUCUUGCACUACAACAGAAACCUGAAGCACAGCCUCAUAUACGCAGCACUGUUUGUGGGUGGAUGGCAGCUUCUUACAGUACAGAAGUGGGUGAUUGAUCUGGCCAUGAGUCUGUGCACAUUCAUCAGCGCCGGCAGUAAACUAGCACAGCUUCAGUGUCUGUGGCGCUCAAAGGACUCUGGGCAGGUCAGCACUCUCACCUGGGGUCUGGCCACAUACACAUGCAUGGCGCGGAUCUUCACCACCGCCAUCACCACAGCAGACACACAAGUCCUCAUUCGGUUUGUCGUCAUGACCGUUCUGAACACGUGGGUCACGGUUACUGUCAUCUACUACAAACCCCAUGCUAUAAAACAGGAUUAAGACUUGGCACUUUUUUGUUGCAUACAAUGUAUU